Molecule: messenger RNA, 1056 nt
Organism: Ylistrum balloti
Lineage: Eukaryota; Metazoa; Mollusca; Bivalvia; Pectinida; Pectinidae
Product: bone morphogenetic protein 1-like
Exons: 6
Coding region: 1-1056 (351 amino acids)
Cellular component (GO): plasma membrane
Source: RefSeq, a predicted model, not a curated record
AUGGAUAUUUACGCCCAGGUGACAGGCCCAAAGCAGAGUUUGCUGGACACGCCCCUUCUUGGCCGUUUCUGUGAUAACAGUCUUUCUUACCUCCCUAAGUUGGUUAUCUCCACCAGUAAUAUCUUGGUACUGGACUUUUACUCAGAUGACAAAACCACUGAUGCCGGCUUCAAUGGAUCCUUCACAUUUAUCGAUGCAUCUGUGUAUGCUAUUGGUACACAAACAGACCCGGACACUUGUAACUUUACCAUCAAUGGAGUACGAAAGCCUUUUGGAUACAUUGUUUCUCCUACCUAUCCUGGGUUCUACCCUGACCGACUCCAUUGUAAUUACCUCCUCCAAGGAGCUCCUGGUCAACGCAUCCACAUCAAGUUUAUAGACUUCUCUCUCUAUCAUGGUGGAGAUUACUGCCCAUUUGACUACGUCAGGGUCAGGGACGGUCGUGACAGAUCAGCAACCAUCAUUGGUACCUUUUGUGGUAGCUAUAGAAAUGUGGAGUUUUACUCGAGUCAGGAGUUCCUUUAUAUCGAGUUUGUUACUAGUAGUGGACGUGUCGACCUAGAGAGUACCCCACUUGAUAACAAUGUCGAUUUCGCAUUCGACCGUAAAGGAUUCAAUAUAUCAUAUCAAUUCAGCAGUUCAUUUGUUAACUUAGAAUGUGAUGUGAAGAUCAUGAGUAAGAAGGGAUCCAAUGGCACUGUGAGAUCACCAGGGUAUCCCCGCGAUUACCCCAUCAAUGUUACGUGUCAUUACUACCUAGACGGUAUCAGCAAUCCAUCCAACUCUGAGAAGGUCAUGGUGUCAUUCACAGACUUUGAACUUUCUGGGUCAAUGGGCUCUGGAGAUGUGACCUCCUGUACUAGAGGCCAUCUCCUGGUAGAGGGUCAAAAGGUCAACAAUGGCACAGAAAAAUUUUGUGGGAAACUGAUACCCCCAGACCUUAACAGUAAAGACUCACGCAUGGUGCUUACCCUGGACACACAUGGAGCCUAUGCUAAAAGAGGAUUCUCUGCCAAUUUUGAGUUCAUCAUUGUUGAUGCUAUGUGUUUUACCUAA